This is a messenger RNA of Triticum dicoccoides, 2085 nucleotides long. RefSeq names its product disease resistance protein RGA2-like. The record is from RefSeq and is a predicted model, not a curated record. The transcript has 2 exons. Gene Ontology annotation, molecular function: ADP binding. The coding region runs from base 94 to 1374 and encodes 426 amino acids. Lineage: Eukaryota; Viridiplantae; Streptophyta; Magnoliopsida; Poales; Poaceae.
UCACCUCUGGGAUCGUGUUGCUGCUCUUAAUCUGCAAAUUAUCUUCCAUUUGGUCAUUGCUCCCAGGGAGGUCUCAUCUCAGCUCAGUUCAGCAUGGAGGUUCUGAUUUCAGCAGCUGCGGGCGAUCUUGUCAGCAGGUUCAUCUCUUUCAUGGCUCAAAGUUAUGGCACCCACACAUGCGAGGAGGAGGAUCGUACAAGGCUGGAACGCAUCUUGCUGAGGAUGCACAGCGUUGUUGAAGAAGCAGAGGGGCGGCACAUCACAAAUCGAGGGAUGCUCCGGCAGCUGAAGGCGCUCAUCGAGGGUAUGUAUCUUGGGUACUACAUGCUGGACAGGCUCAGGGUCCAGUCUCUUGGAGAAGAGAGCAUCGAAGAUGACGAGGUGAGUCAUCGGAGCCAAUCUUUUGCCGUUUCUACUUUUAAUACCGCCAAGCGCCUUCGCUUUGCUGCUUCUAUAUCAAAGAACACACCAGUAGCAUUUGGGACCGGGAGCACAACAAAGUUGAAAAGUGUUGUUGAAAGUUUGGAGGCUCAUACUGCAGAUAUGAGAGAGUUUGUGAUGCUCCUUGGCAGCUGCCCUCGCCUGUCUCGCCAGCCAUAUGAUACGUAUCUACACAUGGAUAAGUGCAUGUUUGGUCGCCACAUCGAGAAAGAGCAACUCUUCAACUUCUUACUAUCCGGUGUUGAUAGUCAUGAUGGAACAAAUUUCAGCAUCCUUCCGAUCAUCGGCCCGUGCAGAGUCGGAAAGAAAACUCUGGUGCAACAUGCUUGCAGGGAUGAGAGGGUGCGGGGUCGUUUCUCCGACAUGUUUUUCUAUAAAGGCGAUGACCCGCAUAUUGGAGAAUUUGCGGUCAACUGCAAGGCAGGCUCGGGGAAGUACUUAUUUGUUGUUGAUUUCAGUUGGGAUGUGAAUGCGGCAGCAUGGGAAAACUUCCGAUCAUGUCUGCAGAAGAUGCCAGGUGCUGGGAGUAAAAUUGUAGUGAUAGGCAGAACAGAUCAAGUUGCUGAAAUGGGAACUGCCCAACCCAUCAGGAUGAAGAGUUUGCCGCAAGAAGAAUACUGGUACUUCUUCAAGGCACUUGCCUUUGGAAGCAUGGAUCCUGAUGAGUACCCAAAACUGGCAUCUCUGGGAAUGCAGUUGGCUACUCAGCUAAACGGAUCUUUUCUUGGUGCAAAUAUAAUUGGUGGGGUAUUAAGAGCUAAUCCUGAUACUAAAUUUUGGUGCAGCAUGUUACUGAGGAUAAGAGAACUAGUUCGCAAGCAUGGCUCCUUCGGCAUACACCCUGAGGACCUUUUCGAGAGAAAUAUCCCUAUCAACUUCACCAAGUUGUCCUAUGUGGGGGCUAAGGUUCAAGGAUGUUGGGCUUACGAUUAGUUUACAGAGGGAGUAGUCGAGAAGUGAGGCUAUCUACAUGAAGUUUGGUACGAACACAUAAAUCCCACUCGACAACGUCAAAUACAUUCGAUGAGAUCAUGGCGGACGUCACUCCUGACAAGAGUCAAGUCUAGCCAUACUCCUGAUAAUAAUUUGUUGAGCUCGCCGGAGCUGGAGGGGGAAGAGAAGGCUGAGGUUGCAUAUGAGACAGGAGGAAGCAACAGCGCAAGGCGUCAGUUUCAGGCUCUUGAUGCGCUUCCUGGGACUCUAGGAUCAACAGCUCCAGUCGUAUCUCCGUAGUGGCCAUAAGUUUACGGGCCCGCACCAUCUCGUUGUACACGCACAUACAGGACCGCUUCAGAAGUUUUCCGUCGUAGAGUGAUCCAUCAUUCCUCAACUUACAGAGCUCUUCUUCUGAGAAUUCCUGAAAAUAAACAACCAUGGGCGUAUUUACUGAAGGAAAAGGGCGAAGUACUUCUUUUCUUGAGUCCUGACAACUUAGUGAAUGCGAAGUUUACAUCAGGGAGAUGCUAAGAACAAUUUUACAAAAUAUUGUACUUGGUCUAUGAUUUACCAGUUCGGGAUAUGCUUCAUCAUCGUCGUCGUCAUCAUCGUCAUCAUCAUCGUCAUGAGGGAAGAUUAAAAUCUUCAAAGCUGUCGCAAUUUUCAUCACGCUCCAUCCCUCACACUGAAUGCCGGACACCUCUUGGA